Didymella exigua CBS 183.55 is the source of this 501-nucleotide messenger RNA. RefSeq lists its product as uncharacterized. Lineage: Eukaryota; Fungi; Ascomycota; Dothideomycetes; Pleosporales; Didymellaceae. The record is from RefSeq and is a predicted model, not a curated record. Gene Ontology annotation, molecular function: flavin-dependent sulfhydryl oxidase activity; flavin adenine dinucleotide binding. The transcript has 2 exons. The annotation marks the transcript as partial. Gene Ontology annotation, cellular component: mitochondrion.
CGCUUUGCCUUUCUCGCCCUACUUGUCUUCGCCGCUCUGUCCUUUCUCUUCCUCGGACCCUACAAAGCACAAUUGCCGAGCGCAUCGUCGAUACUACACAACGGACAGCAGCAGAGCCGCUUUAGCGGAGACAGCCAGGCUCUCUUGACAGGACACGCGAUUGCGCCCAAGCUAGGGAAUGCGACAGCCAAAGCAGAGCUAGGCCGCGCGGCCUGGAAACUCCUGCACACCAACUUCGCGCGUUUCCCCGAGAAGCCCACCGACGAGGAAAAGGAAGCAUUGCGGCAGUACGUGCACCUUUUCCAGCGACUCUACCCUUGCGGAGAGUGCGCUGAGCACUUCGGUCAGGUGCUCAAGAAGUACCCGCCGCAGGUGUCGUCACAGAAGGCUGCAGCGCAGUGGGGCUGCUUUGUACACAAUGUCGUCAACAAGCGGUUGAAGAAGCCCGAAUUUGACUGCGAGGAGAUAGCGAAGCACUACGACUGUGGCUGCGCGGACGAC